Messenger RNA from Myotis myotis, 2004 nucleotides. RefSeq names its product nucleolar GTP-binding protein 1-like. NCBI's taxonomy places the organism in Eukaryota, Metazoa, Chordata, Mammalia, Chiroptera, Vespertilionidae. The record is from RefSeq and is a predicted model, not a curated record. Gene Ontology annotation, biological process: ribosomal large subunit biogenesis. Gene Ontology annotation, molecular function: GTPase activity; GTP binding; RNA binding. Gene Ontology annotation, cellular component: nucleolus.
CUCCCUCGUGGCCGACCCGCCGACAUGGCGCACUACAACUUCAAGAAGAUCACGGUGGUGCCGUCCGCCAAGGACUUUAUUGGCCUGACAUUAUCGAAGACGCAACGGAAGACUCCAACGGUCAUUCAUAAACAUUACCAAAUUCUUCGCAUUAGACAUUUUUACAUGAGAAAAGUCAAAUUUACUCAACAGAAUUACCAUGACAGACUGUCACAGAUUUUAAUGGACUUCCCCAAAUUGGAUGAUAUCCAUCCAUUUUAUGCUGAUUUGAUGAACAUUCUCUAUGAUAAAGAUCAUUACAAGUUGGCUCUGGGACAAAUAAAUAUUGCCAAGAAUUUAGUGGACAAUGUUGCUAAAGAUUAUGUGCGGCUUAUGAAAUAUGGAGACUCCCUCUACCGUUGCGAGCAGCUGAAGCGUGCCGCCCUGGGGCGAAUGUGCACUAUUAUCAAAAGACAGAAACAGAGUUUGCAGUAUUUGGAACAAGUGCGUCAGCACCUGUCUCGUCUGCCAACUAUUGAUCCGAACACGAGGACCCUGCUUCUAUGUGGGUACCCGAAUGUCGGCAAGUCCAGCUUCAUCAAUAAGGUGACAAGAGCAGAUGUGGGCCAGCCUUACGCAUUUACCACCAAAUCUCUGUUUGUUGGACACAUGGAUUAUAAGUAUCUGCGCUGGCAGGUUGUAGAUACCCCGGGGAUUUUGGACCACCCUUUGGAGGAUCGGAACACAAUUGAAAUGCAGGCCAUCACGGCCCUGGCCCAUCUGCGUGCUGCGGUGCUGUAUGUGAUAGACUUGUCUGAGCAGUGUGGGCACGGGCUGCAGGCGCAGCUGGAGCUCUUCCAGAACACCAGACCUCUCUUUGUCAACAAGCCUCUUAUAGUUGUAGCAAACAAAUGUGAUGUGAAGGGAAUCGCUGAGCUUCCAGAAGAGGACCAGAAAAUAUUGACAGAUUGGCAGGCUGAAGGAUUUCCUGUGACAGAGACCAGCACCCUGACGGAGGAAGGGGUUAUCAAAGUGAAAACAGAGGCUUGUGACAGGCUCUUGGCUCAUCGAGUUGAAACCAAAAUGAAAGGAAAUAAAGUCAAUGAGGUGCUGAACAGAUUGCAUUUGGCUAUGCCAAACGAAAGAGAGGAUAAGGAGAGACCCCUCAUCCCAGAAGGAGUGGUGGCACGCCGGAAGAGAAUGGAGAUUGGGGAGGCUCAAAGGAAGAGGGAACGAGAUAUUGAACUGGAACUGGGAGAUGAUUAUAUUUUGGAUCUUCAAAAGUAUUGGGACAUAAUGAAUUCAUCUGAAAAGUAUGAGAAGAUACCUGAGAUCUGGGAAGGCCAUAAUGUAGCUGAUUACAUUGAUCCUGACAUCAUGCAGAAAUUGGAAGAAUUAGAAAAAGAAGAAGAGCUAAGAACAGCUGCUGGAGAGUACGACAGUGAAUCAGAAAGUGAAGAUGAAGAAAUGGUGGAAAUCCGACAGCUGGCAAAAGAAAUCAGAGAAAAAAGGAAGUUGAAAAUUCUGCAAUCCAAAGAGAAGGACAUACAGGGACCCAGAAUGCCACGAACUGCUAAGAAGAUUCAGCGGAAAGUCUUGGAGAAUGAGAUGCGCAGUCUUGGUGUUGACAUGGAUGAUAAUGACAACGCCCAUUAUGCAGCCCAAGCCAGAAGGUCUCAGAGUGUCACUAGGAAAAGGAAGCGGGAAGAUGUCCCGCCCACAUCUCUUGCCCGGAGUCGCAGUUGCUCUCAAACUCCACAUGAUGUGUCUGGUCUUCGGGAUGUCAAGAUGGUGAAGAAAGCCAAGACUAUGAUGAAGAAUGCUCAGAAGAAGAUGGAUCGCUUGGGGAAGAAAGGGGAGGCAGACAGGCAUGUGUUUGAUAUGAAGCCCAAGCACUUACUCUCUUGAAAGAGGAAAGCUGGUAAAAAGGACAGGAGACAGUGUCCUUCUCAGCUGAGCCGUUUGGCGGGACUGUUGUUUGUUUCUGGUUUGAUACGGUAUGGUCUCACAGAAUUGGAGUCAUGA